Messenger RNA from Paramecium pentaurelia, 1724 nucleotides. NCBI's taxonomy places the organism in Eukaryota, Ciliophora, Oligohymenophorea, Peniculida, Parameciidae. The record is from the annotation of a GenBank genome assembly.
UAUGGACCUUCUGAAAGAUCCUGUCAAUGAUCGAUAUGUGAAAACUUUGAAGCCUCCACCUCAUCGUCCAUUGUCACGGAAUUUAAUGUUUCCAGAUAAAUUGAAAAGUAAUCAAAACAUUAACAAUAGACAAACCUGAUUGGAAAUUGUUACGUGAUCAUUUAUAAAAAGAAGGUAGAAUUGCAAAAGAAGAUCUAUUUAAAUUAGUUGCCGAUUGUAAUAAAUUAUUGAGUAUAAAUUUAUUGUUAUUAUUAGAAAAUGAAGGGAAUGUAAUAUAUUUGUAAGAUCCACUAACUGUUGUAGGUGAUAUUCAUGGGUAAUAAUUUGAAAUUCAAUCUUAGUUAAUAUUAUGACUUAUUGAAAUUGUUAGAGCCUAAAGUGGGAGGAAAUCCUGAAAAUACAAAGUAAAUUUGAAAAAUAUUAAAAAUAAUAGAUAUCUCUUUUUAGGAGAUUUUGUAGAUAGAGGUUCAUACUCAAUAGAAGUAAUAAUAUUGAUGUAUGCAAUAAAAUUGAAUUUCCAAAAUUCAGUAUAUUUUUUAAGAGGAAAUCACGAAUGUAGAUAAUUGACAGCAUUUUUCAAUUUUAAAGAAGAAUGUUUAUAUAAAUAUGAUUAAGAGACUUAUGAGAUGUUGAUGGAUUCAUUUGACUUAUUUCCAUUGGCAUGCAUAAUAAACUCUAAAUUUAUUGCAAUUCAUGGUGGAAUAUCUCCUGAUUUAAAAUCAAUAGAAGAUAUCAAAAAGAUAGAAAGAUAUCAUGAACCUCCUAGAUAAGGAUUAUUUUGUGAUUUGUUAUGGAGUGAUCCAGUUGAUUAAGAAUAGGGUUAUUUAGAUACUGCAUGGAAAUCAAAUGAAGUAAGAGGAUGCAGUUGGUUUUUUGGUGGAGAUUCAGCAAAUAAGUUUUUAUAAAGGAAUAAUUUAAUUUCUAUUAUCAGAGCUCAUGAAGUAAAAUUAAUUAAUAAUAUAAGGCUUAAUUGGAUGGAUAUAAAAUGCAUAGAUGGAAUGGUGGUUAAGACUUUCCAGUUGUAAUUACUAUUUUUAGUGCUCCAAAUUAUUGUGAUGUCUAUAAUAACAGAGGAGCAGUCAUCAAAUUUGAAAAUAAUACUUUGAAUAUUCAGUAAUAUUAAUAUACACCUCAUCCAUAUUUAUUACCAAACUUUAUGGAUAUUUUUACAUGGUCAAUUCCAUUUGUGGCUGAAAAAAGUAAUAUCAUAUUAUAAUAUAAUUUUAGUAACUGAAAUGUUAUAUCAUAUAUUAUAAACUGAUAUUUAGGGAGAGGAUGAUGAAUAAAUUAGUGAAUCAGAUAUAUAGUAAUUUAAAUAAUUGACCAAAUAGGCUGGUUUAUAAAAAUAAUCAACAACAGGUAGUUCAUAAGGAGCAUAAAAAAGUAAAUUAUUUAUAUAUAUAUUAUAAAUAGACACUGAAAAAUUGAAGAAUAAAAUCAAAUUUGUAUCUACUAUGAUGAAAAUGUAAAGAACACUUAGAGAAGAGAGAGAAAGUAUAAUAUAAUUAAAAGGUGCUUGUCCAGAUAAAAGAUUACCUAGAGGUAUACUAAUGAAGGGAAAAGAUGCAAUUAAUGAUUGUAAAAUUGUAAAUUAAUUGUUAGAGCUUGCUGAUUUUACUACAGCCAAAAGUGUAGAUCUAAUUAAUGAAAAAAUGCCUUAUGCUCAAAUACCAUAAGAAUCCAUUUAAAUAAAAAAACCAUCAACCUAGAGGAAAAAAUGAUUU